This is a messenger RNA of Talaromyces stipitatus ATCC 10500, 516 nucleotides long. RefSeq lists its product as uncharacterized. Bases 1 to 516 code for a protein of 171 amino acids. The record is from RefSeq and is a predicted model, not a curated record. The transcript is spliced from 3 exons. Lineage: Eukaryota; Fungi; Ascomycota; Eurotiomycetes; Eurotiales; Trichocomaceae.
AUGUAUGCACUUUAUACUAGCAAAAAUAAUCUUCCAAUUCUUGCUAUGAUCGGUCAUUGGCUCACUGAGGAUUUCUUUUAUAAAGAAAGAGUCUUAGAGUUCAUUGAGCUUCAUGGAAUUCAUAGUAGUGAGAAUAUUGCCAUUGCUAUCCAGACUACACUUUCUCAACUGAACCUUGGAGAAAAGCUGAUCACUAUCACGGGUGAUAACGCCAGUAAUAAUGAGACUAUGGCUUCAGAAUUGUUCCAUCUUCUCAACAGUGACUGGGAACGUUCAUCUCAGAUUCAUCGCACACUCACUAAGUUCAAUGAACUUACAUUAUUUGUGUCGAAACGGAAGUCACAAAUCAGCCUUGCUAUUCCAGUCUAUUAUGAACUUCAUGAUCUACUAUGUGAAGGUUCAGAAUCACAAUGGUCCUUCAAGGAAUUAGAUCCUGAUAUUGCUUCUGCAUUGAAAGAAGGUCUAAAGAAGUAUAUGAAAUAUUAUACUUUUAUGAAUGAAUCUGAGAUAUACUGA